Molecule: messenger RNA, 8105 nt
Organism: Monopterus albus (swamp eel)
Lineage: Eukaryota; Metazoa; Chordata; Actinopteri; Synbranchiformes; Synbranchidae
Gene: nbas
Product: NBAS subunit of NRZ tethering complex
Exons: 53
Coding region: 126-7247 (2373 amino acids)
Biological process (GO): retrograde vesicle-mediated transport, Golgi to endoplasmic reticulum
Cellular component (GO): Dsl1/NZR complex
Molecular function (GO): SNARE binding
Source: RefSeq, a predicted model, not a curated record
UUGUGUUAUAAUAUGCCUUUCGAGUCAUAAAACGGCAUUUUCUGAGAGUUUCGCAUUACUUUACAAACUCAAUAUUUUGUCCCGUGGAAGACGCCGUAGACUUUUGACAGCUGGUUCAAGUAAACAUGGCUGAAGAAAGCUUGAUUGAAAGUGAAGAUGAAAACAUUUUAUACGAUUUACUGGUUAUUACUGAAUGGCCGCCAGAGACGGACACUCAGUUGAGAGGCAGCAAGGAGCACAGCAGUUCACUUAUUGCAAGGGCGGUGACAGGUCCAUUCCGCUUAAUCCUGCACUACUUGUGGUACAGCCCGUCCACCUCAUCUCUGCCCCCUGGUCUUGUCCGCCUGGCAAACAAACAAAUCAACUGGCAGCUGGUGCUUGCAAGUAAUGGCAAACUCUUGGCAGUGGUUCAGGACCAGUGUGUGGAGAUUAGGUCUGUGAGAGAUGACUUUGGAUCAGUCAUUGGGAAGUGCCAGGUGCCAAAAGACCCAAACCCCCAGUGGCGAAGGGUGGCAUGGAGCCAUGACUGCACCCUGCUGGCCUACGCCGACAGCACUGGCACCGUGCGCCUGUUUGACCUCAUAGGCAGCGAACUCUUUGUCAUCCCGCCGGUUGUGAGUUUUCCUGGGGAUUUCAGUUGUGCAGUGGCGGGUCUGAUCUUCCUGGAGUACACAGCCAGCGCUCAGUGGUCAGCUGAACUGCUUGUCAUCACAUACGGCGGCUCGCUUAAGAGCUAUCUAGUCAGUGUGGGAACCAAUCAGAACUUCCAAGAGAACCACAGCUUCAGUUUCUCCUCCCACUACUCCCACGGCAUCACCACAGCUAUUUACCACCCAAGCCACCGGUUGCUGCUGGUGGGAGGCUGCGAGUCAGCUUAUGACAGUACAUCCAAGGCCUCUUGCUGUGGCAUCACAGCCUGGAGGGCUCUGUCUGGCUCGCCACACUACAAACAGGUCACCAGCUAUGAGGAUGAUGUCAGUGCGAAUCACAAGAGAGGUUUCAUCAGGAUCCCCAGCUUCAGGUUCUUGUCAAGACAAGGAGAUGAAAAGGAUGGUGUAUUCCGCAUGAGUCUGAGUCCUAAUGGCACCCUCCUGGCUGUGAUUCACUUCUCUGGUCGUCUGUCUCUCUGGGACGUCCCCUCCCUCAAACAGAGGACCACAUGGAGCCAAGACCAACAGCCAGGAUUUGAGGAGAUCAACCCAGAGUGGAAGACAUCGCUGGAGAGAAGGAAGAAGAUAAAAGAUAAAGAGCAGUACUACCCGCUGGUGGAUGUGAGCUGGUGGAGUGAGAACGUGUUGAUUCUGGCUCGCUGCUCUGGCUCUGUCACAGUCUCGUCGGUCAGGACGCUCCGCAACCUCCUGGGCAAAUCUUGUGAAUGGUUUGAGCCCUCACCUCGACUUACCACAGCGUACGAUGGAGGCUUCAUCAGCUUGGAGUGUGAGGUGAAGCAGGCCCAGAAGCGUGGGCGCCUGGAGAGCAACCUGAGCGACGGGGCAAGUGAGGAUGAGGAGGGUGACGACGGAGGAGACUCUGACUCAGAUGACGAGUCCUCAGCCAAAGCCCGCUACUUCGGCUACAUCAAGCAGGGACUAUAUUAUGUGACGGAGAUGGAGCGCUUUGCUCCACUGCGCAAGCGCCCCCGCACCGUCGUCAAGAACUACCGUCUGGUCAGCCUGAGGUCAACGACACCAGAGGAACUAUACCAGAGGAAGAUUGACAAUGAGGAAUAUGGGGAAGCCCUGUCUCUUGCCCAAGCAUACAAUCUGGACUCUGACCUGGUCUACCAAAGACAGUGGAGGAAGAGUACGGUCAGCAUCGCCUCAAUACAAGAUUAUCUGAGCAAGAUCCGCAAGCGCUCAUGGGUGUUGCACGAGUGUGUGGAGCGUGUCCCGGAGAAUGUUGAUGCAGCCAAGGAGCUGCUGCAGUACGGCCUGAAAGGAACUGACCUCGAGGCCCUCAUAGCCAUAGGAAACAGAGAGGAUGGGGGCAGGUUUAUCAUGCCAGGUGAUGUUGACCUUGAUGACCUACCUUACGAAGACAUCCUGUCAGACGAUGACGGGUUGGAGAUGAAGAAGGAAAUGGAGAAGAGGAGGAGACACGAGCUGCUAGCCAAGGUCGACUUCAGCAGGCUGACUCUAGAGCAGAAGGAGCUGUGUCGGAGCCGACUGAAACUACUCUCCUACCUGGACCGGCUGGCCACAUAUGAGGAAAUACUGGGCGGUCCUCAUGCAGCGGAGCAGAAAUACGAUGCAGAGUUUUUCAAGAAGUUCCGCAGUCAAAAUAUUGUUUUGUCAGCAAGAAACUACGCCAGGGAGAGUAACGUGCAGGCUCUGGCCAUUCUGUUCACGUACCACGGAGCGGAACUUCUCCAGCAUCGGUUAGCUAUCCUUUACAACUUUCCAGAAACCACCUCUCCACACGAAUACAUCAACCUGCUUCCUGAAGCCUGUCGAGAUGACCGAGGUGAGUUGGUGUUGAUUCCAUGGGAUGAGCAGAGACACAGAGAGACAGACUGGUGUGAGGCAGAGGAGUGCAGAGCAGUGCUGGAGCAGAACGUGUUUGAUGACAAUGGUUUCCUAUAUGAGGAGUCUCCAGAGCUACUGAGGCUUUGUACAGCUGUACCCUCCAUUGAACUGCUGACCGACUGGUACCAGAGCAGAGCCAAGGAUAUCGAGUCCUGCUCCAGACAGGUGGACUGCGCUCUGUCACUGGUGCGCCUGGGCAAGGAGCGUGAGAUCCCAGGGCUGGAGCGCUUGUGUGAUGACUUGGUCACCAUGGAAACACUUGUGUAUGAGACAUCAUGUGAACUGAAUCUGACGCUCAAAGAUUUGCAGCAGCUGAGUGACAUCGACAAGCUCCGCCUGCUCAUGAAAAACUCCAGCACCGAACGCUAUGUAAAAGAUGCCCUCCAGUGGAUGGUGCCGUUCCUGCACCGAUGUGAGGGACAGAAAGAAGGUGCUGCUAAGGCUCUGCUCAGGGAGUACCUGGUCAGCUUGGCCCAGCAAGACCUCGCCCUGCCCCUCACCAUCUUCCAGCACUCCAAACCUGAUUGCCUGCAGAAGAUCAUUGGGGACCCAGACCAGCUGAUGGCGGUGGCCCUGGAGUGCAUUUACAGUUGUGAGAGAGAUGACCAGCUCAGCCUCUGUUAUGACGUCCUGGAGUGUCUGCCGCAGAGGGGCUACGGGCCAGAGACGGAUAUCACCCCAUCACUCCAUGAUCAGGUGGACAAACUUGAGAAGCACCUCAGUGUGGUGGAGGUUCUGGAGAAGCAUGGUCUGCAGAAGCCCGUCUCAUAUGUGAAGAACAGCCAGAAUAGUGAAGAGGAAGCCCAUCAACUAAUGGUCAAAUUGUGCCGCCACACUGGUCGCAAGAACCCUCCAGUGAGUGAGACAGUGUGGAGAGGUCUCCUGCAGGACCUUCUUGACAUGCAGCACAACGUCUAUACCUGUCUUAAACCAGAGUCAUGUCACCAGGUCUUUGUUGAGUCCCUACUGUGUUCCAGCCGUGUGGAGAACAUACGCCUGGCAGGACAGCUCAUGCACUGCUCCGAGGUCAGCCAGGAUGUUCCUGUCAGCUUGUCUUUCCGAGGUAAAGGUUACUCUCUGAAGGUGGCCUAUGGCACCAGUGUGGAAUUAGUGUUGGCUGCUGCCAGGGAAUACUUCAACUCCUCCACGACACUGACAGACCCCUGCAUGAGCCUGGCUAGGGCUUGUCUCCAGCUAAUCGCAGACUGUCCUCCAGCCAUCCGGGGGGAACUGGACCUCAUCAAUGCCCUCAGCCAGUUGGAAGACUUCAGUGUCAGCAUCCUGCCACUGCAAGUGCGCCUGCGAUCAAAUCGUCUGUCUAUCAUACAAGAGUGCAUCGCCCACUGUUCCACCGCCUACAAACAGUCCACUACUCUGCUGAAUCUGGCCUCACUUCUCCGAGUGGCAGGAGAUGACGAGGCCACACGGAAAGGCCAAGUGCUGACCCUGCUGGCAGAGCAAGCUCUCCAGUGUCUGGACUUUAAAGCCGCUUACAUCCACUGCCAGGACCUCAUGGCUGCAGGUUACAGUCCAGCGUGGGAGGUGUGCACUCUGCUCGGUCAGUGUGAGGGCUACGGAGACCUGGAGGCCCGGCAGGAGCUUUUAGCAUUCUCCCUCACCCACUGUCCACCUGAUAACAUCCAUGGCCUCCUGGCUGCCUCCAGGGACCUGCAAACUCAGGUGCUGUACCAGGCAGUUAACUAUGAAAUGGAGCCUGCCGUUACACCGAGUGGACGAGAGGCUGAUGAGACGGACUCUGUAAAGGCCUGUGCUCCCACCGAGGGCUCAUCUGUGGGGGCAGCGGGGGACCUGCUGCACAGGACUACAGCAACAACCAUGAAGGUGUUGGCCACUACAGGGCUCACCACAAAGGCUGUGCUGACUGCAGUCAGCGACCACCACUGGUGGAAAAAAUCACUCAAUUAUCUCCGGCCACUGCAUGGUCAUGGAGCAGGAGCCACCAGUCAGGAAGGGGUAUGUGAGAACUCCACCCUGGAGCGCCAGGGCUGUAGCCCCUUUUAUCAGGAACUUAUUGAGGAUCCCUAUGUAGACCCGAGUCAAGAUGUGUAUUCGUCCUACAAAGCUGUGCCUCCGGAAAACUUUGCAGAGGUUUUGCUGAGGACCGGCAAACUAGCUGAGGUUAAGACAGAAGGAAAAACCCUGUUUCCUGCUACAGAGGUGUUGCUGCAGCUGGCCAACGAUGCAUUUCCCAGGGACAUGAUGCUGGCUCUGUCCUACUUACUGGCCCUGCCUCAGGUGUUGGAUGCCAACAGGUGUUUUGAGAAACAGUGUCACUCAGCCUUGUCACUCCAGCUGGCUGCCUACUACUACUCCCUGCACAUCUGCUCCCGCCUCAUACCCUGCUUCAAGGACAAGAACCAUGCUCUCUACCAGGCCGACCCAAAGAAGCUGAUUCAACUGGUCACACAACAUGUGUCUGCGUAUUCAGACUGGCCAGAGGAGCUGCAGAAGCUGAUCAGCCAGCUGCAUGUGUACAAUGAGCGCCUGACAGACUUUACCCAGGCCCAAGUGUUACAGGGUUUGGGCCGCGGCGUGGACGUCCAGCGCUUCAGCUCUGACUCCGACUACAAGAAGGAGACCAUCCUUGGUCUUACAGAGACACUGGAUGAUGGUGUCUACAGAAUCGCUCUGUCCCUGGCAAAGCGCUACAGUGUUUCUCUGUGGGAGGUCUACAUGACUCACCUGGAGUUCCUCUUUACAGAUAGCGGGCUUUCCACCAAGGAUAUUGAAUCCCGGAGUGAGUCCCUUGGUCUGUUUGACAUUUUGAAGUGUAACCCUCAGGCCUUCUACAGUCACAUGACCAAGUAUGUCCUGCCCACUGUGGAGGGAACCGACCUGGGCCGCCUGUUCUACUACUACACCUUACUAGACGCUGCAGGCUGUGAACCUUAUGUCACCGCCAUCAUCAAGCCAGACUCCCAUGUCAAAUUGCUCAAAAAGCUUCGAGCUGUUGCUAGUGGCUUAGACUACAGAAAGCUAACUGAUGAAUCCUUGGAUCCGCUGUCCAUUCUACAACCAGUUCUGACCAGUCAGAACGUACUGUCCGUCUCCAAACUCGCCGAUCGGCUGCCUGUGCCAGGUGGGGGAGGGGCAACAAUCUCCCCCAGUGCAGUCCAUGCAGUUUGGCUGCAGAAACUUUUCUGGAAAGGAGACCUCCAACUGUUAAAAAGAGCCCCACAGAGUGACCAAGACUACCUCCAUGCUUACGAUACCUGUGCCAAAUACCUGGACAGGCUGGUCCCUACUGACGCUGUCUACUUCCUGGAUAGUAUCACCUUCUCGCCUGAUUCUACCAAACAUCUGAGCAUCCAAGCAAGGUCGGAGGUGAUAAAGCGAGCCACCAAAGCCCUGCGCCAGCUGGGCGAAAAGAGCAAGAAGAGAGAAGGCGGUGGUGGCAGAGGGCAGGAGGGGACAGACCCAGCAGGGAUGACUUUCAAUGAGGCUCUAGCGCACCUGCAGCAAUCACAGGCCCACCUGGACACUCUGAACCAUCCCUUCAUUUUGUCACUCAAAGACAGCCAGCAGGAACAGCUUCAGGGUUACGGACAACUUUAUGAUUUGUCCCGAUCUGAGAGGUCAAAAGUACGUGAGCUUGCAGUCACCAUGGCAACUGAUGGGCAGCCUCUGGAGCGCAUUGGAGGGCUUCUGCAUGUGGCCGUCGGACCCCUGGGCCUGUCUGUCAAAGCUGUGCUUCAUGAUGCAGUGGAGAGAGUAGUGGCUGCACUCAGUGGCGACCCAGAUGCCCUGACAAAUUACCCACAACCCCUCAGGGUCUUGGAGGCCAUGGUGACCGCUGUUCACAACAGUGUCCAGAGUGGUGACAGCUCAGUGACCUCAGAUGACCUCCUGGCUUGGCUGCGUCCAUUUUGCGGUGACUCCUCGCUACCCCUGCGGCCUCGGAUCGAUGUGCUGCGGAUCCUGGAGAGUAACUUUAGCCUCCGAGACAGCGACGUUCGUCUUCUGUUACUCUACAGAACUCAGGCUGUUCUCAAAGACAAACAGGUCCAGAUAGAAGAUGUGGAAAAUGAGGAGAAAAGGUAUGCCCUCUUCCUUGAGCUGAUGGAAGCUGCUCAGAAAUGGGAGGAUUUUCAGCUGCUCAUGCUCCUUCUUCAAGCGUGGCCACCUAUGAUGAAAGAGGAAGUGGCAGAGUCGGAGCGUAACCCCUGGGUGGUGCUGACCUCGGGCCUGCUGACCUUCUGCCAGGGGACAGAGGUCAGAUUAGACAUGGCACAGCAGGUAGUCAGCAUGGUGCGAUCCCUGUAUAACACCAAGCACAAGCUCCCCGUGCAGUGUAUCAGACACAUAGCCACCCUGCUGCUCCAAAAUCAGCCUAGCUUCCAGCAGCCUGCACUCAAACUGAUGGCCGAAAGUGGUGAUGAGCAACUUCUGCAGCUGACUCUGGAUCAGAUCAACAGCAUGACAGCAGAGACAGCUUCCUCCUGUGAUACAGAGCUCCUCUCAUUGCUCCUGGAUGCUGGACUCCUGGUGGGCUGUGUCUCCUCAGCUCUGUACCCCUCCCUCAGCUCCCACAUGCUGUCGCACCAGGAGGACGGAGGCUGGGACGUGGAGAAAGCUGCGGCGGAGCUGACAGCGGCAGGCCACAGGCCCGAGGCGGGCUCCCUGCUGCUGGCUUACCGUGGAACACACCAGGGCCAGUUCACCUUCAAUUCCGCCCUGGCCGUUCUCAGGAAGUGGCUGUGAAGGGAAGAGAGAGAGGGUGAAAUAAGAUUUGAAGGAAAAAAUAACAGAGAGGACACAGUUUGGACUGCAGCCACGCACCACGGUGAUAAAGCGGCUUUAGGGAAGGAGAACACGAAGAUGUUGAGAGAGAAAUGGAUUGAGAUCUGAAGAAAUUAGCAUGAGGUGAGAAUUGAAGCAGUAUCAGGCCAUACCUUUGCAUUUUGUUCUGUAAUUGGUUUUCAGGUCCAUCAACCAACGACAACAGCAGCCGUAGUGUGCGCCUUCAAGCUCCAAGAGCGGCUACCUUUAACAGUGAAUCAUCUGCUCAAUUAGAAACACACACACACAUAAAUACACAAACCUCUGCCGUCUCUCAGUCAUGAAUGAAUGUUCAGAUUGAGGGCUAAUCAGGAAAUACACUCACUGCUUGCAUUUAUUCGUGUGUGGAUGUGUGCGCGUGUGUGCUGUGUCCUAUUGUGUGGUAAAGUAAUUGAGCAGUAGCGGGGAAGCAGUGGGUGGAUAUUAGCCUAUUGUUCCGUGACAGGUUUGCCUCUUUGACGUCCCAUCGUUAAACACUCUGCCUCUGCUCCAUUGUUUUCCCCCUAAUAAUGUCUAAUUAAAUCCUUCUAAACAAAUUAGCACAGCAGCUGCCCUGCACCAUGUGUGCGUUUGUGUAGAUGCGCAAAUAGUGUAUACCAACACCCUAGUGAUGUCAUGUAGAGCUAAUGAUGAUGAGGACUAAACCUGUGUUUACCUACACAGGGAUCCUGUAAGCAUGGUGUGCUUCUCUUUAUAUAAUACAGGAGUACCACCUUUCAGAGCUCAAAUAAAGAUGACAUUUAAUGACUCACCGUUUGUGUUUUCAUCCAUUUCUUUCUU